AUGUCUCUGAAGGAGAUUUGCCUGCUGACAGCCCUCACGGCCAUCUCUCCAGCGUGGGCAAUUCUACAAUGUUCAACAUCCGAUAUUCAAGAAAUACUUCCUGGUGGAGCCACCGUCCUCAGAGCGGUCAGUCUAGGUCCAAACUCGACCUUUGGCGAUGUCAGCGAGGUGGCAUAUCCAAGAAAUUCAACGGGUCUCCCAGCCCUGUGCGCCUUAACAAUCAAUGUCACCAGCUCACCAACCAGCUCUUUUCGCUUCGGUCUCUACUUGCCCCAGGAAUGGAAUACUCGUUUUGCAGCUGUCGGCACCGGCGGUAUCGAUGGCGGCAUCAAUUGGCCCGCCAUGGGCCCCAUGGUCAAGUACGGCUUCGCCGUCGCCUCGACCGACACAGGCCAUAACAGCACCAACAGUUCUGCGACCUGGGCUUUGAGUGGUCCGGAGACCGUCACAGAUUGGGCCUAUCGUGCCGUCCACGGCUCAACUGUCCUAGCUAAGCAAAUCGUCAGCGCGUACUAUGCGGCUCCUAUCAAUUUCUCAUACUAUAACGGCUGUUCCACCGGUGGCCGUCAAGGCCUCGUUGAGGCAGUCAGGUACCCAGAGGACUUCGACGGAAUUCUCGUGGGUGCUCCAGCGUGGCAGGUCGAGAGGACUGUCGUAUGGCUGGUGCAGCAGGCUGCGUAUAACCUGCCCAACACUAGCGACCAUGCUAUCCCCGUGGCAAAGAACACUUUGAUCCGUGACGAGGCACUGAGGCAGUGCGACGGGGUCGACGGUGUUGUCGAUGGGGUCAUAUCAGCCCCUGAAAUUUGUGCCUUUCGACCAGAGACACUGCUCUGCCGGGGCGAGGAGGCCGAGAGUUGCUUGACGGCUCCUCAAAUUAACACACUCCACCUCCUAUACGGAACCAGAUAUGACGUCGACAAGCCCGUGGUCUAUCAUCCCUACGUGCUCGGCAGCGAAACAGAGUGGACGAGGUUUCUGCCGCCGAACGCCCCUUUGCCAAUGGCUACCAACGCUUUCCGUGACAUAUUCCUUCGCAAUGCCACCUGGGAUUGGCGGGACCUGAACUACACUUUGGCAGAGGAUGUCCUUAACAACCGCCAGAUAAAUGCCACUUUGACCACUUUCGACCUGGUACCGUUCGCGUCCCGAGGUGGCAAACUGCUUCACUGGCAUGGAUUGGCCGACGCCCUCGUCCCAUACACUAGCAGUCAGCAUUUUUACGAGCUGGUCUACGGCAAGGUAACCUCUGAAGGUGUGGAGAUGGACGGUUCCUACCGCCUAUUCCUCGUUCCGGGACUAGGUCAUUGCGCCCGCUCUGCGAACAACGCGCCUUGGUAUUUCGCUGGGGCGAAUCAACCUGAGUCCAUGGGAACCGGGGUGUAUGGCGUUCCAGGUUUCCGCGAUGCAGCGCACGACGGAGUCCUGGCUUUGAUGCAGUGGGUGGAAAAUGGGAUCCCACCCAAGUCUCUUGUUGUGACAAAGUUCGCGAAUGACACCAUAUCCUCAGGUGUAAAGAGCCAGAGGAAAGUGUGUCCAUAUCCAUCCCAAGCUCGACUGGUUGGACAGGAUGUCCACGUCGCCCAGGACUGGACUUGUUCGGUGGAGACAGCAUAA
Exophiala aquamarina CBS 119918 is the source of this 1617-nucleotide messenger RNA. RefSeq lists its product as uncharacterized. The record is from RefSeq and is a predicted model, not a curated record. Bases 1 to 1617 code for a protein of 538 amino acids. The transcript has a single exon. Lineage: Eukaryota; Fungi; Ascomycota; Eurotiomycetes; Chaetothyriales; Herpotrichiellaceae.